ACGGCAGCACUAACUGUAGCUCGAACGACUGUCGGCUUGUAUGAUGAUCCGGAUGCCGGAGACAACCUCCAUAAUGAUCCACUUCUCCAUACCGCGACGGAACUCAACGGAGACUCAGAAUCAGACAACGACACUCAUCGAGCGAGGGUGCUACGGACAUCUGCAAACUCUCAGCACCGUCAAUUCCAAGUGCCCACACCCUUAGAAUACGAGGCUCCACCCAGUGCGGCUCAACUUUAUUGUGAUAGCCAUACUGAAUGGUUUGGACGUCUUGUCCUGCUUUUGGUUGCGGUCCUACAUGCCAAACACCGGGUAUCAUUUCGUGCAUGUGCGCUGAUCCUUUUCACGCUCAACACCAUCCUCAUCGCACUCAAUGUACUCCAACCAACUAACCCCCUUCCCAUAACACUACACACGAUCAUCAAUCGCUUCGAUCUCCAGGAUCGCUUCACCAUCUAUCCGAUCUGUGGUAGCUGUCAUCGGAUCUUUCCUAUAGAUGCACCCAUUGAUACAUUAUGUUCCGAUUGCGACAGCCGUCUUUUCAAACCUAUUUCUGACAGACUUUUUCGAAGGUUAACAGGGCGCCAGUCUCAACGUCCACCACCCAUUUGCGCAGCACCAAUUCAACUCCCGUCGUCGCUCCUUGCCGAUUUUCUAACACGGGGUGACAAUGAAGAAAGCUGUAGUUCCUGGAAAUCCCGUUCCACGGUGCCUGGCAAGCUCAAAGAUAUAUCAGAUGGUGACAUAUGGAAAACUAUUAACGGCCCUGACACGAGACCCUUCUUUUUGGACCCUCAAGACGACGGUGAACUGCGUAUAGGUGUUACAAUGAGUCUUGACUGGUGCGCUUACUUAAUUCUAUCUCGAUCAAAAUAUUCAUACCCUUUCUCUUCCCAGGUUCGGUCGUAUCGAGCAGAAAAUUUAUUAGUCUCCUUUAUGACUCCAGGGCCGAAGGAACCAACAGGAUCGCAGCUUCAGAAUUACAUGCGACUCGUUGUUGACGACCUCCUCCAGCUUUAUGACGAGGGCAUUAUAUAUCAUACCCCUGCAUAUCCUCAAGGUAAG
Messenger RNA from Suillus clintonianus, 1065 nucleotides. RefSeq lists its product as uncharacterized. The record is from RefSeq and is a predicted model, not a curated record. The annotation marks the transcript as partial. Lineage: Eukaryota; Fungi; Basidiomycota; Agaricomycetes; Boletales; Suillaceae. The transcript is spliced from 2 exons.